Messenger RNA from Suillus discolor, 282 nucleotides. RefSeq lists its product as uncharacterized. The transcript is spliced from 2 exons. NCBI's taxonomy places the organism in Eukaryota, Fungi, Basidiomycota, Agaricomycetes, Boletales, Suillaceae. The record is from RefSeq and is a predicted model, not a curated record. The coding region runs from base 24 to 242 and encodes 72 amino acids.
CCCAUGAUCAUUUCCGACCUGAUAUGGGCGUGACCAGAAUUUCUGUUUUCGCCUGGCGAUUGUUCCUGGAAUUGAUCGCCGCCGCUGCACUGAUUACAGACCGCAGGACUGGUCGAGCUACUUCUGAGUGGAGUAGAACACAGAGAAGGGCAAGUCUCGACCGGCUGGUCGCCAGUAGUCACGAUACAUAUAUAGUCUUGUAUGGCAACUGCAGUCAGACACAAGACUCGUCUGUGGAUUAAUGGCAGAGUUGAUUUCGCCUGUCUUGACUUCGACUAUGGC